CGGAGGGGGAGACGGUCCCAAGAUGGCGGCGCUGCAGGCGGAGCGCGGGUACGGGCUGUCCUGCGGCCGCCUCGGCCGCGGCACCCGCGUCUCCGUCUUCCACGUCAAGCUCACGGAGAGCGCCCUGCGCGCCUUCGAGAGCUACCAGGCUUGUAAGGAUGCUGUGACGUCAAAACCAGUCAUCCAGUUUCAAGGAAACCAAGGGCACAUCGCGAUCCCGAGGCCCGACCGGCCGACGGAAGUGAGGACCUUCACGUUUUACCUUUCAAAUAUUGGCAAGGACAGCCCCCAGGGGAGCUUUGACUGCAUCCAGCAGUAUGUAUCCAGCAAUGGCAAUAUCCACCUGGAUUGCCUUGGGAGCAUACAGGACAAAAUCACCGUGUGUGCUACUGAUGAUUCCUACCAGAAGGCGAGGCAGAGCAUGGCCCAGGCCGAGGAGGAGACGCGCAGCCGGAGCGCCAUCGUCAUCAAACCUGGGGGGAGAUACGUAGGCAAAAAGGUCCAGGUGCGUAAACCUGCACCAGGAGCUUCCGAUGCUGUUCCCUCCAGGAAGCGCCCAACGCCAGUCAACCUUGCCAGUGCAAUAAAGAGAGGCAAUAGUGCCAUUUCUCAGAGACCCUUCAAAGAUAGGGUUGUGCACUUACUGGCACUAAAGCCUUAUAAGAAACCUGAACUUAUUCUCAGAUUGCAGAAGGAUGGACUUUCUCAGCAGGACAAGGAUUUGCUGGAUAACCUUCUGCAACAGGUGGCAAAUUUGAGUGCCAAGGACAGCACUUUCACACUGAAGGAUUGUGUAUACAAAGAAGUGCAGAAGGACUGGCCUGGCUACUCAGAAGGAGAUCAGCAGUUGCUGAAGAGGAUCCUGGUUAGGAAGCUCUGCCAGCCCCAGAACAGCAGCGGUUUUCAAGGAGAAGCACCUUCCCUGAGCCCUCCAAAGGACACCGUGAACUCCAGCUCUCCCCCUCAGAAACGAUCCCAGCCUCUGGAGUUCAUCGACCCCCUGGCCAACAAAAAGCCCAGGAUCUCGCAUUUGGCUCACAGAACCCAACCCACCUUCAACGGGAAGCUGAGCUCCUCCAACGGGAAGGACGCCCCCGUUCCCCCCCCUCCUCCCGCCCUGCCGCCGGCGCUCCCGGAGUCGGGAAGCUCCUCCAGCUCCAACCUCCCGGUGCUGGAGCUGCCCCGGCCCCACGACCCCCUCUCGGAUGUGAGCAAUGACCCGGCUCACAACGGCAGAGACUGUGAGAGCAGCGAGGCCACGGACAGGCUGAGCCACCCCCCGCCCACAGACUGUCCCCAGACCAGCAAACACAACUGCGGCUCCUACGUCAAAUCCAAGAAAAAAUCCAAAAAGCACAAAGACAAGGAGAAGGAGAGGAAGGAGAAGAAGGGCGAGGAGAAGUGCAAAGAGGAGAAGCAGAACUGUGAAGUAAUAAAAAACGCUGACUUAGGUAGUGUUCCCCAGGAACAGGUCACAGGUUUAAAUGGAACAUGCAAUAAUUCUAGUGUACCAACAUCAACUUCAGAAAUGCCAGAUUAUUUAUUAAAAUACGCGGCCAUUUCCUCCUCGGAGCAGCGUCAGAGCUACAAGAACGACUUCAACGCGGAAUACAACGAGUACAGGGACUUGCACGCCCGGAUAGAGCGGAUAACCCGGCGCUUCACGCAGCUGGACGCCAAGCUCAAGCAGCUUUUGCAGGGCUCUGAAGAGUAUAAGACCAUCCAUGAUCAAAUUUUACAGGAAUAUCGGAAAAUUAAAAAGACUAACCCCAACUACAGCCAAGAGAAGAACCGCUGCGAAUACCUCCACAACAAACUGGCUCACAUCAAAAAACUCAUAGCAGAGUAUGACCAGCAGCAGUUUUAGCUGCCACUCCCCCCUCUUUCCCCCCCGGACUGGGUAGGGCAAAACAAAAAAAAAAA
Molecule: messenger RNA, 1923 nt
Organism: Neopelma chrysocephalum (saffron-crested tyrant-manakin)
Lineage: Eukaryota; Metazoa; Chordata; Aves; Passeriformes; Pipridae
Gene: ELL
Product: elongation factor for RNA polymerase II
Exons: 12
Coding region: 23-1867 (614 amino acids)
Biological process (GO): snRNA transcription by RNA polymerase II; positive regulation of transcription elongation by RNA polymerase II; transcription elongation by RNA polymerase II
Cellular component (GO): transcription elongation factor complex
Molecular function (GO): cis-regulatory region sequence-specific DNA binding
Source: RefSeq, a predicted model, not a curated record